AUGAGCCAAAGUGUCAAGUGCUCGUCAUCACCACGUUCGUUGAGAAGAGAAUCGAAAAUCGACUAUGAUGCUGAACAAACACUUUUUGGACAAGUAACUGUUUUUAAAAAAUGGCUUGGUUUGAUCCACAGCAAAAGCAUACAUCAUGAGGAAUACUACACUCCUAUACCAUAUGAGUUGAUUGAUUCUGCUGCUUCAUUCAUUGCUAGUUUGAUGCAUGGCAUAUCCAGUGAUUUGAUAUUGAUGACAACCAAUUUAAUAGAGACUCGCAGUUACAGAGAAAAUGUGAACUUCAUUCGCAAAACAUUAACAAAAGCUCAAGUUUCUUGUCCUUCGUUAAUUUGUAGCCUUUGGUAUAUUGAUCAAUUUUAUCGAAAACCUUGGUUCAGAACGCAAUGGAAUCUUAAAGACUUAUUUUUAGCUAGCAUUGUUGUUGCAGACAAGUAUAUAGCGGAUGCUACUUGGAUCAAUUCAGAUUGGGCAGAAUGGACACAUUUUACUUACUCCACUGACAAAAUCAACCAGUUAGAAAAACGAUUUCUAAGAGAUCUGGAUUACAAACUCUAUAUACCAGAAGUUAGUUAUAGUAACUUUGUAAGCUAUUUAGAAUUUCGCCUUCAUUCGCGACAGCUGUUGGGCGACAAUGUAUUGCUUCUCUCUUAUCGCAAUAUCGAUGUGUUGAGUCAGUCUUUGAACCCUAUCUAUGUGAAAAGACUCCAACUGAAUUUACGGCCCUUUGAAGCAAUGAUAUUACUUGUAAAGCAAUCAAUUUAUAUUCUCGCUAUGUAUGCAACUGCCUUGGCAACCAUCGCCUCUACUGGAUACAUUCUAUUGCACUCUAAUAUUCAGGAAUUUUUCAACAUGUUGCUCAAGGGAAGAGAAGACGAUAUAGCUAUGGUGGUGUUGACAGGUAUCGAGUUUUAUAAAGUUGAACUGUCCACCACAGUACCUACGUCAACACUAAGAUCAGCGACAAAGCCACCCUAUCAUGCUAAUAGUAGCUUAAUCAAGGCCUAG
Mycotypha africana is the source of this 1017-nucleotide messenger RNA. RefSeq lists its product as uncharacterized. The coding region runs from base 1 to 1017 and encodes 338 amino acids. The transcript has 4 exons. The record is from RefSeq and is a predicted model, not a curated record. Gene Ontology annotation, molecular function: protein kinase binding; cyclin-dependent protein serine/threonine kinase regulator activity. Gene Ontology annotation, cellular component: nucleus; cyclin-dependent protein kinase holoenzyme complex. Lineage: Eukaryota; Fungi; Mucoromycota; Mucoromycetes; Mucorales; Mycotyphaceae. Gene Ontology annotation, biological process: regulation of cyclin-dependent protein serine/threonine kinase activity.